AUGCAAUGUGAUAAAGAUUUUUCAACGAUUGGUAAUUUAAGAGAUCAUGAAAGGAGACACUUCAAAAUAAAACAUUACUAGCUGACCAAGCAUCUCUAAAAAAGGCAUUCAAAUUAACUUAUUGAUGAAAAUACAAUGACUCUAAAAUUAUCUAGUGGUAUAGAUUUCUAGUAAAGCAAUAUUAACAAAGUCUAGUACUUUGAUGAUUAAAUAGAGAAGAGUUUUACAUUCCUAGAAUACGAGGCCUCAAAUGAACCCAAGUUCAAUGAAUAGCAAUUACAUUAAGAGGAUCCUUAAUCUUCUCAACAAAUCAUGAGUAAAUUAUUUAAAGAUGAAGUAGAUUGUUACCUAGCUUCAUACUAAGGUAGAUCAAUAGAUUUGUUUCCGGAAGAUUAAUAAUCAAAUGAAAAGGCAGAUGAUAUUUAGGAUUAAACUAUAUAGUAGAUUCAGCCUUAAGAAUUGGGCUUUAAAUCUUUGGAAUGA
Stylonychia lemnae is the source of this 483-nucleotide messenger RNA. The record is from the annotation of a GenBank genome assembly. NCBI's taxonomy places the organism in Eukaryota, Ciliophora, Spirotrichea, Sporadotrichida, Oxytrichidae.